AUGUCCUGCCCCAGAGAGAAGCCCGAGACCCCGCGGCAGCCUAAGUGCACCCGCUGCCGGCACCACGGGCUCGUAGUCCCGCAGAAAGGCCACGCCAAGAAGUGUCCGUUCUCCCGGUGCUGCUGCUGGAAGUGCCGCCUCAUCACGGAGCGGACCCGCAUCAACGCGAUGCAAAGACAGCUGGAGAGAGGCCCGGGGGAGGCCGAGGCCAGAGGGAUCCCCAAGGCCAGCGAGCCACCUGAGGCCCCUAGCCGAACCGUGACCAGAGCUCCACCAGCGGACAGCAGAGACCCGGACCCUCCGCGGGAGCCAGAUCCACCACAAAGUCAGUCUAAGUGA
Messenger RNA from Knipowitschia caucasica, 339 nucleotides. The record is from the annotation of a GenBank genome assembly. NCBI's taxonomy places the organism in Eukaryota, Metazoa, Chordata, Actinopteri, Gobiiformes, Gobiidae.